Messenger RNA from Malus domestica (apple), 3220 nucleotides. Its product is annotated as (S)-8-oxocitronellyl enol synthase CYC2. NCBI's taxonomy places the organism in Eukaryota, Viridiplantae, Streptophyta, Magnoliopsida, Rosales, Rosaceae. The record is from RefSeq and is a predicted model, not a curated record.
ACGAGAACAUAGCUCAGUACACCACGUGUCAUGAUACAAUUGGUUGAACAUUUUUUUUAACGUUUCCAACCAAUUCUAGUAUUAUAUUUGGUGUACCAAAUCGUGUUAUUGGCACACUGAAAAAUCUAUUCCUCCCCUUCUCUCUCUCUUUCUCACACUUUUAUCUUUGUCUAUAUCUUUAUAAAGAAGUUAAUACAAGAUAUUGUCAUAACUUAAUCAUGACUUUUCAAAUAGGAGGAAAAGAGAAUUUAGAUGAGAGAGAAUCUUACUCCUUAUUUUUGUUUCUAAUUUUUUUAGUUUAUUCAAUAUAAAAAUCAUAAAUAAAUAAAAUUGUGGAGAAGGAAAAAAUGAAAAACAAAUGGUCAUUAAUUGUGUGUUUUUAUUUUAUCUAUGGCACCGUUACCAUAGCAACAUGUAUGGCACCGUUACCAUAGCAAAAUAUAUGAUAAAAUUAUUCAAAUUAGUGCAUGCAUGUCCUACCAAUUUUGUGUUCUAACUUUGCUACCACUUCAAGAAAGUUGUGGAGAUUGCUUCCCAACAAAGGGCUUUGGUCUCCAAAGUGAUGGUAAUUUUAUAUGCUUUAUUCUUGUGUCUCCAAACUACCUUCCCUUCACAGCACCAACUAAUUAUAAUACAUGCUAGAAAAAUACUAAGAAGAUUCUCUUAAAGUAUGAUUCUUUAUAGAUUCUUUGUCACCUUAUGUUUUUUGCACAAUAUUAUUUUAUAAUGUUAAUACGAAAAUUGACGUUAAAUUAUAAGGUAGCAGAGAGUUACACUUUUCAAAGAGCCUCCUAAAUAUUUCUCUACAUGCUAUAUUGAGUUACCCUUUGUAUACGUAAUACAAUUUAGUUUUCACUUGCAAAGUUUUGUCCUUAACUUUGGCCUUACCCUUGUUAAGUUGUUUGUAUACAAUGGUGAAUUUACGAAUUUUUCCUUCUGAGCGUAAGAUGAAACUCAGACGUCACAAUGGCUAAUUGCUCUUAGCUAUAUAUCUACCUUGCUUAUGAGCCUCUUUGAUAUGUUUUGUCAAACCAUUUUCUUACGUAGUAGCCUUACUAAAACAGAAUAUCGCCAAAACAUUAGACAAUUUCAUGUGUAACAAUAAGGAAAAUUGUGGGCAAUUGUGUACACAGACACUUAUGUCAUGUGGAUCCCUCAAUAUUGUUAUAUUUCGAGAAUAGUAUAGAAACAUCUUUGUAAAGAGGAAGAUUGAAAGUUGAAUCUUUUUUUCUCAAAUAAAAGUCGAACUCUUAUUGUGAAUAUGAGAUAAGUACUCUACCAUUAAAUUUAUCAACCUCAACUAUAUCGACAACUUAAAUAACACAAAACCACUCAAUAUUGUAUUUUAAAAUAUAAUGUAACCAUAAAGCCAGCAAUACAACGGCAAGGGUCACAUUCUGCCGGCAGACUUGCCAUCUAAUAGGCUUUGACGCCGCAAAGAAUUGUGCCAGCAAUCCUCAAAAGAAGGGGACACUAUUUCUAGCAAUUUUUCAAUGCUUUUAGAAUGCGCUACGUAGCGUUAUUAUUUUACUCAAAUUAAUAUAACACAUGAAUUUAUUUGUUAAUAAUAUAUUCUACCGGAAUUUAAAAACCGUGUCGUCCACCGUUAUUAUAACAUAUGAAAAUGUAUCACGUUUGUGUUUCUGAUACCAUAAAAGUUUCCCAAACUAGUUGUUGAUUUUAAGUGAGCAUAUAUUGUAUUUGUCUAAACUAGGAAAGGGUAUUCCAUGUAUUGUGUGGAUCACGGCCAUAUAGGAUUACAAUCAGGAUUUGACUUUUCUAUUUUAUAUAUAGGUCAUAUUAUUCCUCCAUAUAUUCUUCCAUAUAUCAAUCCAGGAACUACCUAGCUCUUUCUUAAUUGUGCUAAUGGCAGCUGAAGAAACUGAGAACCCAGAGGCUGGCAAUGGCAUUGAACAUGUAGCAGCCAUUUUCGGGGUCACCGGGCUAGUUGGGAAGGUGCUGGCCAGAGAGCUGGUCACAAAACCCAAAUGGAAGGUUUACGGCAUAGCUCGUAAUCCGGAGAUCAUGCCACCUAUUGAUCAACGUUCUUCAAACUUCCAUUUCAUCCAAUGUGAUCUGCUAAACCGUUCGGAAACCGAAGAACGGCUGUCACUGUUGCAAGAUGUUACUCAUGUGUUUUGGCUCACCUGGGCAAGCCGAUACCAGUUGGAUAGCGUUGAGUGUUGUGAGCAGAAUAAGGCCAUGAUGUCGAAUGCAUUGGAUGCCAUUGUUCCGAAAGCGAAGGCAUUGAAGCAUGUUUCUCUCCAGACAGGGAUGAAGCAUUACGUGUCGUUGCUAGGGCCUUUCGAUGAUGAAGCAGAAGCUCGGUACUACGAUGAAGAUUGCCCGAGAGUGGAUAAAGGGUGCAACUUUUACUAUGUCCUAGAAGACUUGCUAAAGGAGAGGCUGGUUGGUAAGGUAGCUUGGUCGGUACACAGGCCUGGUUUGUUAAUUGGUAGUUCUCGUAGGACUGUGUACAAUUUUAUGGGGAGUUUAUGUGUUUUCGGAACCAUUUGUAAGCAUUUGAAUCUGCCUUUUGUGUUUGGAGGGACAAAAAGGUGUUGGGAAGAGACUUGUAUCGAUGGCUCGGAUGCCAGGCUAGUAGCUCAACAGCACAUUUGGGCAGCAACCAAUGUUGAUUUAUACUCACAUUCCACUGAUGGUCAGUCAUACAAUGCAAUCAAUGGGCCAAGUUUUACAUGGAAGGAGAUCUGGACGGCUCUUGGAGAGAAAUUCGGAGUAGAAGUAGUACACGGAAGUGCAUUUUCGGAGGAGUUCUGGUAUUCGAAAUCCAUGGCUGACAAAAAAGAAGUAUGGAAAGAAAUUGUAGCAGAGAAGGGACUGAUUCAAACUGAGAUGGAAAAUUUGGCCAAUUGGGAAUUCUUGGAUCUCUUGUUUCGUUGUCCGUUUAAGCUACUGGGAACCCGAAACAAAGUUGAUCGACUAGGUUUUACUGUAGGGUAUAAGACACUGGAUUCAAUCUUGUACUGGGUAGAUUGUAUGAGAGAUGAAAAGUUAAUACCUUAAACUUAAAGCAUAUGAAUUUUUUACAUUUGGUUAAAAUUGUUCCAGUAAUUUGUGGAGAAAGUGGAGCUCCACAAACUCCUCCUAUACAUGUUUUUGUUGACUACAUUAUUUCUUGUUCCUUAAUUUAUGAUCAUACAGGGUGUUUUUGUCUCCUCCUAUUUUUACUCAUCUUGUCCCCAGCCUCACUUUAACU